Messenger RNA from Conger conger (European conger), 1509 nucleotides. It is a transcript of the gene ckbb, whose product is annotated as creatine kinase, brain b. NCBI's taxonomy places the organism in Eukaryota, Metazoa, Chordata, Actinopteri, Anguilliformes, Congridae. The transcript is spliced from 8 exons. Gene Ontology annotation, biological process: phosphocreatine biosynthetic process. The record is from RefSeq and is a predicted model, not a curated record. Bases 105 to 1250 code for a protein of 381 amino acids. Gene Ontology annotation, molecular function: creatine kinase activity.
GCUUAAUCCGGACACCAGAAUUAGUGUUGGUGUGUUCAUUCUUGGGUCGAAAAAGGAUCUUUGCCUCUUUUCCCAAAGAAACGAAAAAUAAGGUGAACGCAAUCAUGCCUUUCGGUAACACCCACAAUCAGCUGAAGAUGAACUACUCCGCGGAGCAGGAGUACCCCGACCUCAGCCAGCAUAACAACCACAUGGCGAAGGUGCUGACGCUGGAGAUGUACGAAAAACUGCGGGAUAAACAAACGCCUAGCGGAUUUACUUUGGAUGACCUCAUUCAAACUGGGGUGGAUAACCCAGGCCACCCCUUCAUCAUGACUGUUGGCUGUGUGGCUGGAGAUGAAGAGUCUUACGAUGUCUUCAAAGAUCUGCUGGACCCAAUCAUUGAGGAUCGACAUGGAGGAUAUAAGCCCUCAGACACGCACAAAACUGACCUGAACCCAGAUAACUUGCAGGGUGGGGAUGACCUGGACCCAGACUACGUUCUGAGUUCUCGAGUCCGAACUGGAAGGAGCAUCCGUGGCUUCUGCCUGCCCCCCCACUGCAGCCGCGGGGAGCGACGAGGCAUUGAGAGUCUUUCCAUUGAAAGUUUAAGUGCAUUGGAGGGGGACCUGAAAGGGAAGUAUUAUGCUCUAAAGGACAUGACGGAAGAAGAGCAGCAGCAACUGAUUGAUGACCACUUCCUGUUUGACAAGCCCGUCUCCCCCUUGCUGUUGGCCUCUGGGAUGGCCCGUGACUGGCCUGAUGCCAGGGGAAUCUGGCACAAUGACAACAAGACCUUCCUAGUUUGGGUGAAUGAGGAAGACCAUCUCCGUGUCAUUUCCAUGCAGAAGGGUGGGAACAUGAGGGAGGUGUUCACCCGCUUCUGCAACGGCCUCACACAGAUCGAGUCCCUCUUCAAGGAGAAAGGCCAUGAGUUCAUGUGGAACGAGCAUCUUGGCUACGUGCUCACCUGCCCCUCUAACCUGGGCACCGGCCUCCGUGGUGGCGUGCAUGUCAAGCUGCCCAACCUCAGCAAGCAUGAGAAAUUUGGGGAGAUUCUCAAGAGGCUGAGGCUCCAGAAACGAGGCACAGGGGGAGUGGACACUGCAGCCGUGGGUGGUGUCUUCGACAUCUCCAAUGCUGACCGCCUGGGCUUCUCGGAAGUGGAGUUGGUACAGAUGGUGGUGGAUGGAGUGAAGCUGCUGGUGGAGAUGGAGAAGCAUCUGGAGAAGGGCGAGUGUAUUGAUGACCUCAUGCCAGACCAGAAGUGAAAUCCUUUCAUAUCUGCCUCCCUUCCAUCCUCUACUACCCACCCUAUCAUAGCCCCCCCCCCCCCCCCCCCACCCCACCAGCUGAAUCCUUCAAAAACAAGUUAAUCUUAACUACAUCAAGAAAUACACUCCGACCAAGCGUUGGUGGCACUUAAGUUAGGAGUCUUCCAUCAGUGUGAUUAAGGAUUUUUGUAUCGGGCAUCUUAGUGUCGAAGAUGGAUCUUAACACCUGAAAUAAAGGCCUGUGGAAAACCUUUAA